Molecule: messenger RNA, 939 nt
Organism: Phytomonas sp. Hart1
Lineage: Eukaryota; Euglenozoa; Kinetoplastea; Trypanosomatida; Trypanosomatidae
Source: the annotation of a GenBank genome assembly
AUGCUGUACGGUGGGGUUCGCGUCGGCUACUUAUCGCAGCGCCCUUUUCCUCUACACUACAUCAAAAGCGAGGAACUCCCGUCGCCGUCUUUGCAGCGUGAGCGCCACGACCUGGGCCUUGAAAUGCAGCUUCCGAAGGACUUGCACGGCUAUGACCAGCUGGAUAGAAGCAUCCAACCCCAAGUCGACCCAACCCACGGCGAGGACGGGGCGGGCGAGGAGGGGUUCGACAUGGGCGAGUACUUUUCCACCGCCUUCCAUCCGGAGCGCCACCACAACUCAUCGCCCCCGUACCGUGCGCACGACACGAACAACGUUAUGGGCCUCCGUGUGUUUCCGCUGAAUAUGGGCAUCCGUCUUCGCGUGGAGGGGGUGCGGAUUCGCACCAAAGACUGCUGGGAGCGCCUUCAGGACGCCAAGCUCUGUGCCCAGCGAGGGGUGCCCCUGCAGUACCCCCUUCCCUUCUACAAGCGGGCCCAAAUGAAAGACGAGGUGAAAAAUGCGGGUUUGAAGCCCUCCCAGGCCCUCGCGCACCUGCGCGGCGGCCCCUCCCACCCACCAUCCGCGGAACUCUCCAUUUUCACCCGCCCGCAGGACCAUCCGCGCGGCGGCGGCGGCGGCGGCCCCUCGUCCGGUCCGUCCUCCACCCGCGAGGCGGCUUUGGCGUACUUCCGCGAACGCCAUCGGCGGGGAGGGGGGGACGCCCCAACCCCGGGGCCUUCCUCCAGGCCGGAUCGUCGAUGGACCCCUUUGCAGAUGCUCAAACCCAUCCCCCACACCUGGUCGCCUGGGAUUCGGAGUUGUGGUACCCGAGGCCCCGCCAUGCAGCUCCUGCAAGAGCGCCUGGACCGGAAGGGCUUCGGGUGGAAACGGAAGUCGCGUUCACUUUGGCAGCAGGAUAUCGAUACCGCGGGAUUCCGCCCGCACCGCUUUUUUUAA